Molecule: messenger RNA, 4365 nt
Organism: Penicillium taxi
Lineage: Eukaryota; Fungi; Ascomycota; Eurotiomycetes; Eurotiales; Aspergillaceae
Product: TRAPPII-specific subunit TRS120
Exons: 3
Coding region: 1-4365 (1454 amino acids)
Cellular component (GO): trans-Golgi network
Source: RefSeq, a predicted model, not a curated record
AUGGGUGUUGACCCUUUAUCUCCAAUUGCACCAGUGCGCCUCAGAGCGCUGCUGCUUCCAAUUGGAAGAAUCAAACGCUCCCGAUUUCUGAGCUUCGCAGCUCGAUUACAAGCUGAAAAUGUAGUUCGGCUAGGGGACAUCAGUCCCGAUGCUCGACCAAACCGAAACAUGUUUUCCCCAUUAGCCUUUCCGACUGGGAUGAUUCUCUACGACAUAUCCUUCUCAGUCCCUCCCACGUCGCACCUUGAAUUGUUUCCAUUUGAGACAUUCAGAGAACCACUUGUAAUUAUUGUGAUAGCGGAUGGUGCUGAGAUGCCAAAAAGCCCCCAGUCAAACAGCAAACAUCCAACUCCAGAGGGACUUGACCAGUUGCUAGAGGAGCUUAGUACAGUGAAAUCGAAGAAUCCACGGGCAUUGGUGAACCAGCUCCUGAUAUUUGACUAUGAUGGUCUAGAGAAGCUCACAAAUGGACCUGAAAAUGUUCUUUGGAUCCCAAGCCCCCAAGAAUCCAAAGCUACUACAAUGAAAACGGUCCUGUGUGAUAUCACCUCGAUUUUACUCUCGGAGCUGGAUGAGUUCGCUAAGACAAUUCAAGCCAUUCCAACCAUCGAUUCUCCUAAAGCAUUCUCAUGGGGACCACAUCGAAACCCAGAGCUACGGCCUCGACCCGUAGAUAGGUUGCUGAGCCGGAUGACCUUGCCUGCACAAAUGCCAUCUAACGCGAAUGGUACGCUGGACUCCCCAUUGAGUUCCAACACAACCUCGCCAGCACCCAGUGAACACGAGACACCUACUACGUUUGACGAAAUCACUCGAUCGAUUCAUCUCUCACGUUCAACCGCCGGUGGCGGCAAAAGUCCCUCGGUAGCAUCGAUCAAAGAGCAUAGUCGUGAAAGGAUAUCUGUCAGCGGAUUAAGCGCAACAGACAGAACCAAAAACCGCAUCAAAGCCCGGGCUGGUGUUGUAAUUGGUACUUUCUUCUUGCAGGCAGGAAGGUGGCACGACGCAUUGAAAGAGCUGAUUGACGCGGCGAACAAUGCCCGAGCAAGCAGCGAUUAUAUCUGGCAUGGAAAGGCGCUAGAGAAUAUCCUUCUUUGUCUAUUGAUGCUAGGAUGGGCAGGUAUGGAUUUUCAGAUACCCCCAGUCCUUUACCCUGUUGCCGAGAAAUCUUCCAAGGCACACAGGGACUCGGUUACUACUCCAGCAAGUGCUGGUAAUCGCAUUGUCUCUCUUCAAAAUCUAGCUAAUCUUCUGCCCGAUCUGUCAAACACAAUCCUGAAUCUGUAUACCCGAGCCGCCAACAUCACAGAUGAACCCCUACCUCAAUUGGUAUUCUCUGAGACAGUCAUCCGAUUAUCAAGAGUGAUGGUCUCGGCUCGUGUUCGAGAUGGCGCUCUUGACGAUAACGCUCUCAAACAUAUUGUGAUGAAUGAACCUCUGAUUCCUUUACUUCAACCAGAGCUUCCACGCGGGACUGUACUGCUCCGGAGAUCUGAUAUCGCAAAUUUCCUGUAUCGUGCUCUGCCGCUCUCUGCGGGUGCGGAUUUGCCCGCAACCGAUGCUGUCCCCAUAGUAGUGGGUGUUGUUUCCGUCUUGAAUGCCCUCGAUUUACCCCGAAAAAAGGCCUUUAUCAUGCGUGAGCUUCUUAAUGUGAUUGUACCCAGUCUUGUGCAGGCCCGGAAGAUUGGUGCUGCAGAAGUUGGUAUUCAUCCUGCUGCUGGACUGGCUUCUCUCAGCGAUACUGCAUUUGACGUGAAUGCUCUGGACAUUGGCCCUGGAAACAUGGAAUCAAGUGUACGUAUUCUUCUUGCUACAAUAGGGGAGAUAUAUGGCGUUCAACCCUCUGAAUUUCAUGAAUGGGAGAAACAACAGAGCCGAUCCAGUGGCUCCCAUGAUAUUCCUGCAUAUGAUUCUGUUGCAGGUAUCACAGAGAGGUCUUUCCGAUAUUUGUCUUUGGAAAGAUAUGGUGACCUCAACUUAAAGAUCGACGUUCUCAGGGCUUGUAUCAACUGUUGCGAGGCACUUCCUGACUUUGAGGGUGUCCUACGUUUCACAGUCGAGCUUCUGCAAACCAUUCGAGGUGAUUUGAUGCUUAGUGAGACUUACAGAAAGCCGCCGUGUCUACCUCCAGACGACCAAGUCCGCCUCUUGAACAACAUCAAACGCACCGUUGGUGCUGCGAACCGCCUAGGUGUGUCCAAUAUGUUCGCCGAGUAUUGGGAUGAUUUUCUGGUGCGUGAAGUUCAACUUCUGGCACUGCCAGAUCCAAGAAGACCAGUUCGUCGGUCCAAGUCAGAGUUGGAUGCUGUCACCACAAGCUCCGAGCAGUCAAAGAAGGAUCCAUUCCUAUACAAUCCCUUUGCUAAGCCCAAUAGCAAAGCCCUAGAGGCGUUGGUAGUAACGGACGAACCUGCCUCUUUCCGAGUUACUUUGCAAAACCCCUUUGAAUUUGAACUCGAAAUAGAACAUCUACGACUGGAAAGUACAGGGGUGGAAUUUGAAGCUCUAUCAGAAAACAUAUUUCUGCCUCCGCUUUCUCUACAAGACAUCAUUGUUCUUGGUACGGCCCGUGAGGAGGGAAGUCUUGAUAUAUCAGGCUGUAUCGUCAAAGUGCGCAACUGCCGUACAAGAAGAUUCCCUAUUUUCAAAAACGUGUGGAAGCCCGAACCUGAGGUCAAGUUCAAGCAAAUGGGCCUGGAUUCAAAGAAGCUCCUCGCAGACAGACCAUUGUCCUGUAUCUCAGCAACGUUAAAGGAUGACAAAUCCUCUGCUAAGAAGGGUCCGGAGACCGAGACAUGCCAAAUUAAAGUCAUCCCUAAGCAACCAUCAUUGGUGAUCGAAUCAAUGUCACUAUCACAGUCUGCAAUGAUGGUUCUGGAAGGAGAAGUCAAGUCGUUCAAGAUUACUCUCCAUAACACUUCCUCAUGCCCCGUGGACUUUGUCUUGUUUACUUUCCAAAAUUCGACCACUCGGCAACUUCAAUCGGCCCUCAAAAACAAAAAUCUACUUCCAGUCGAAGUCUAUGAGCUGGAGCUAAAGCUAGCCACCCAACCAGCCCUGCGAUGGCGUCGUGAAGGUUUGAAUUUCCAAGAUUGCUCGAUCCCAGCGAAGGAGAAGGCUUCUUUCACUAUCGAUGUAUUUGGCAAGCCUGGUCUACAGGAAACGACAGUGCAAAUCGAUUACUCUUGUGUGGGCAUCCAACGGGAAGAAUUGCCGGAAGUAUUUUACACCAGGCAAUUGUUCGUUCCGCUGACGGUCACCGUGAACGCGAGCGUCGAAGUUGCUCGUUGUGAUAUCCUGCCAUUCAGCGGUGACUUUGCAUGGCUAAAUCGUUUGAAUUCCCCCUCGGCAUCAGCAUCUGACUUCCCUAGCUCUGUCCUGGAAAAUGACCCUUUCUCUCAAGUUCUCUCCCGCUUGGGCACCGGAGCGUAUGGAUCAGAUCACUGUGUCGUAUUGCUGGAUCUUCGCAAUGCAUGGCCAAGUCCCUUAUCAGUAUGGCUGCGUGCCAGUGAGAAUUUCAUAUUGUCCACGGAUACAGAUGCAGAUGGCCAAUAUUCCGUGGGUGGUGAUCUUCAACCUGGUCAAGUAUCUCGAUUUAUCCUCGUACUACCCCGUGUAUACGUGAAUAACCCGCAUGCAUCAAUACCAGUGGUCAACACAGGUACUCGACGUCAAUUUGUCGUCAGUGCCAACAAGCUUUCAUUUGAAGCUGAAGCAGCUUCCCGAGAAGCCUUCUGGUUCCGAGAAGAGCUUCUCAAACGAAUCCUCGGAGGCUGGAAGGAGACUACCACGGGUCGUGAGGGCUCAAUUGACCUUCGCAAUAUCCGCUUGAAUGCCCGAAUGGUGGAAGCCAUGCGCCUGGAAGACGUAGACGCCACAUUCUCACUGACUUCUCCUGUCGCUUCAUCUAUCACACAAACGGGCCGCUCCCGCUUCUGUGCCAAAACAGAUGACCUUUUGACUUUGACUGUCACUGUUCACAAUCGUUGCUCACAUUCGAUUCAUCCCCUGCUUCGCCUCCAGCCCAGUUUGUGUCAUCAACCUCAUAAUGUUGCUCUAGAUCUCACCCGUAGACUCGCAUGGACCGGCAUGCUACAGCAGGCCCUCCCGAUCUUGCAUGGUGGCGAGUCUGUUCAAACUUCCAUCGGUGUGACAGUAUUAUGUCGUGGUGAAUACGAGUUUGGUGCCAGCAUUGAGGAAGCACGUCUCUUGCGACCUUUCGAUGAUGAUUGCAGGGAAGAAAACGAAGAUGGUGCCUCCCGUCCUUACGACGACGGCGUCCAGGAUACAUUUGGUGUGGAUGUUAUGAGACGACGACACAUCUGGCAUGCAAAGGACUCGUGUGUCAUUCAAGCAAAUGAUUAA